CUCUCGCGUCCCCCUCCCCCGUGCUGCCGCUGGCUGCAUCUUCAUCCGUUGACUUCAUUUCCAUCGUUUGGAGCUGUGAAACAUGGCCUCUCCAAGGACAAUAACCAUUGUAGCCCUGUCCUUUGCUCUGGGCUUGUUUUUCGUCUUCAUGGGGACCAUCAAGCUCACUCCGAGACUUAGCAAGGAUGCAUACAGUGAAAUGAAAAGGGCAUACAAGAGCUACGCAAAAGCGUUACCUGGUUUAAAGAAAAUUGGAAUCAGCUCUGUUCUGCUUCGCAAGAUCAUCGGCUCCCUGGAGGUCGGCUGCGGUGUGGUCCUCACCCUGGUGCCGGGCAGACCCAAGGAUGUGGCCAACUUCCUGCUACUACUAGUCAUGUUGGCAGUCCUUUUCUUCCAUCAGCUUGUGGGAGAUCCUCUUAAGCGCUACGCCCACGCUUUGGUUUUCGGUAUUCUUCUAACCUGCCGACUGCUCAUUGCUCGACAGAGCGAAGACCGGCCGGAGAGAGAGGAAAGUAGAGAAGAUCAGCAUGUCAACGACCAGGAGAAAAACAAGGUCAAGCAGUCUUAAAGUUGCUUAACACUGAAGGGAUCCUCCUGGUGCGCCACAAGGGAUUUUAGGGUGCUGGCUUUGAAGUGAAUAAACGUUUACGAAAAGUACCCCUCACACUUAUCCGUCCUCUUCAGCUGGCUGACUGGUUAUUCACCAUUAUUACUCCUCAUUAUUGUGAAACUGAGGACUUUCGUCCAUUCUUACUCUACACCACUGUGGACAAUCAUCCCUGUGAACACUGGUGGAUUCACUUCUCAGAUUUUAUUCCACAUCUUGCACUGUUGUCCUUGGUUGUUUUUAAGCUUUGAGUUGAAUUUGUUGAGAUAUUUCUACAAACUGUACACUGUUUUCAUUUUUAGUACUGUUGUGAGAAGCGGAGAUUCGUUCAUUGGUGCAUGAUGUUUCAUUAAGUUAUGAAUAUAAUCAUUAAAUGGAAACCUUCAGGGCCAAUACAUUUUUGAAGACCUGUUCAUACACUGGAAUAAAUUCUUGUAAUACCACUUCUUAAUUUAUUAGUUAGAAAAAAAAAUCAAUUUAUAAGGCCGGAUGAGGACAUGCUCAUGUCAAUGUAGUGAGUCCUGUCAGUGAGUUUAAUCAGGUGUUUGUUUCAGCUACAGAAGCUACUACUGUUAUUUUUAAUAAAAAUGCUAUUGUUUAGUUCUCACUUUCUCACCACAUUUCUUUGCAAUACGACUGGAUGGUUGACAUGCCUUUAUGUCAAUUUUUUUUUUUUCUGGAAGACUCAAAUAAAGAAUUUUAAAA
Molecule: messenger RNA, 1312 nt
Organism: Synchiropus splendidus (mandarinfish)
Lineage: Eukaryota; Metazoa; Chordata; Actinopteri; Syngnathiformes; Callionymidae
Gene: tmem35
Product: transmembrane protein 35
Exons: 2
Coding region: 83-568 (161 amino acids)
Biological process (GO): positive regulation of protein localization to cell surface; chaperone-mediated protein complex assembly
Cellular component (GO): endoplasmic reticulum
Molecular function (GO): acetylcholine receptor regulator activity
Source: RefSeq, a predicted model, not a curated record